Amaranthus tricolor (Joseph's coat) is the source of this 1797-nucleotide messenger RNA. RefSeq lists its product as uncharacterized. Gene Ontology annotation, molecular function: mRNA binding. The transcript has 14 exons. The record is from RefSeq and is a predicted model, not a curated record. Gene Ontology annotation, biological process: mRNA splice site recognition. Gene Ontology annotation, cellular component: U2-type prespliceosome; U1 snRNP. Lineage: Eukaryota; Viridiplantae; Streptophyta; Magnoliopsida; Caryophyllales; Amaranthaceae. Bases 383 to 1489 code for a protein of 368 amino acids.
UUUCACCCCUAAAAGAUUACACGAUCGCCCUCUCCUUCACAAGUUCAAAUUUUUUACUUUUUCCCUCAGUUGCUGGAAACCUGGAACCGAAUUUUCGAACCCACAAACCCUAACAUACAUCUCGAAAGCAUUCUGCGUGAAGAGAUCGACAGAGAGAUGGAUGCGCUUCGAAAGCAACUAGAUGUGUUAAUGGGAGCUAAUCGUAAUGGAGAUGUCCGAGAAGUCAAUCAGAUGCAGAAGAAAGGGGUUGAAGCAAUGAAGAAGAAAGGUGUUGAAGCAUGUCAAAAGUUGAAGCUUGAAUACUUUUGUAGAAAGAAACAGAAGAUGAAAGGAAGAAAAAUUGAUUUUUGAUAAGGAUGGAAGGGAAGAAGAAUAAGAUAAAAUGGAUAUGGGGCCUUGUCCGAAGGUGCACUCAAUGCAGCUGCGGAAAGAAUAUGAAGAAGCGAAGGCCAAGGGUGUUGAUAACUAUGAUAGGGAUUUGGAGGAUGUUAUAGAUAGGCUUAUCGUGGAAUGUGACAGAAAAAUUAGUAGAGCUCUCAAGCGCCUUGCUGAUGAGGACGCCAAAGCUGCAAUUGCAAUUUCUGUGUCUGAGGUUACACAGACUGAAGAGGUAAUGGAGCUGUCUAAACAGAUUAAGGAGAAAUUGAAAGAAGCUGACCAGUUUGAUCUUGAAGGCAAAACUGAUUUUAAAAUUCGAACUAUGGAAGAAGUUGAAGAAAUGAGGACAAAAAGAGCUGAUAAACAGUCUAUGCUUCUUUUGGAGGCCUUCAACAAAGAUAGAGCCUCUCUACCACAGCCACUUCCCAAUCCUCCCCUAUUGGCUCCCAUACCCGUGCUUCCACCUGAUGCUCGUACUCAAGAAUUGAUUAAUGAGAAAUUGAAGAAAGCAGAAGAUCUUGGCGAGCAAGGAAUGGUUGACGAAGCGCAGAAAGCAUUGGAGGAAGCGGAAGCACUGAAGAGGCUUGCGCCGAGGCAGGAGCCUGCUGCAGGGGAUUCAGGGAAGUAUACCGCUGCUGAUGUUCGCAUUACUGAUCAGAAGCUGCGCGUCUGUGACAUUUGUGGAGCAUUCUUGAGUGUUUAUGACAGUGAUCGUCGUUUAGCAGAUCAUUUUGGAGGAAAGCUUCAUUUGGGAUACAUGCAAAUUCGGGAGAAGUUAGCUGACCUUCAGGAAGAAAGAAACAAGAAGCGCAGGGUAAAUGAAGAUGAUAGAAGAUCCAGAGAGCGUAGUCGUGAUAAUGACCACGCAUCCAAUAAGGGCCGGGACAGAGGUGAAAGUCGCGAACGAAGGGAUUAUGAUCGAAGAAGCAGAGAUCGUGAUAGGAAUGAUAGAGAUCGUGGUCAUGACCGUGACUAUGAAAGAGAUAGGGAGCGUUCCCACAGUCAUGAUUCAAGAAGUCGUCGUAGAUCUCGUUCACGGUCUAGAGAACGCUCUAGGGACUAUGGACGUGAUUAUGAUCGUGACAGGCGUUACAGCCGAGAUCGAUACUAGAUGUUCUUGUUUGAGCUCGGUAUUAUCAUCUUCUGCAGAAAAUGUGAAGUAUAUUUUAGUUGUAAGACUUUACGUGUCUUUUGCAGUUGGGUUGGUUUGAUGAAAGAACAAGUAAGAUGCUUCUUUUGCUAGUUGGAGAAAGAAUUUUCUAUUAACUUUUUAGGAUCGGUAUGAAUAGAAAGACGUUAUAGUUAAUGUACUCAGCUUAACCAGGCUUACAGCUCUGUGUACCUUCUUUUGACUAUUCUUGAUUUGCAUAUAACGAAUAGUAUUACUGCUCUUUCUCAGUAACGGAAAUUAGUCCUGAA